GUGGUGUCUAUGUGAGGGGCAGGGGCCUCUGCAGAUAUUAAAUCCCUCAUCUGGAUUGUAAUGAGCUGAUUACAAUAAUCCAAAGCCAGAGCUGUUCAUCUCACCCAUGUAAACAUAACCCAUAUUUUUGUUUGGCGUUCACCAAUACUGAACCAGUGUUUGACCCCCUGCAAUGACACCUGACUCCAUAAAGGCGUGAGGCCCACUCACACCUGCCUCGGUCCUGCUUUUCACUGCCAGCCUGCCAAGCCCCUUGUCCUGACCACUGGAAUGGACAGAGCAGUGGACCUCUUUUGUCUUCUCCACGGGGAACCGUGUCCAGCCAUUGUCAGGGCUCAUAAAACAUUGAUGCCUUCUCUCCAAACAGUGUCCCAACAAGCCACCUGCACACAUGUAAAUUGCGGGGACAUCCGAUACCCACCAUUAAAAUUUAGCGGGGGAGGCAAGGGAGGGCCUAUCGGAUUCUUCAUUCAAGGCCGGAAUCAAUUAUUCAGUGUUCUGUUAAAUCUACAAACUCCCCCGGCUUCAUUUCAGCGCACUAGACUUUGACGUUAGCGCUGUCGUUCCUGCUUGCGCCUCGGCCAUUGUGUCUGAAGCGUGACAAAAAGACAACAACAACAUGGCUUUUAGGAUCACUGUCCUCAUUCAUCUGCUCUAUAUUUAUGGCAAAGCUGUCUCCAAGAAAGGAGUCAAGUGUGGAGGCAUUCUCUCUGCACCCAACGGCAAUGUUUCCAGCCCCAACUUCCCAGGCCUCUACCCCUACAACACGGAGUGCGCCUGGCUCAUCGUGGUGGCGGAGGGCUCCUCGGUUCUGCUCACGUUCCACCACUUCGAGCUGGAGUACCACGCCAACUGCGCCUACGACUACAUCAAGAUCUACAAUGGCGUCUCCGAGGACGAGGGCAAUCUGCUGGGGAAGUUCUGCGGGGACAUCUCCCCCCCGCAGUUCACCUCCUCCUGGAACGUCAUGUCUCUCAUCUUCCACUCCGACCGCCACGUGGCACACAGGGGCUUCCUGGUCGGGUACAGAAAAGAUAUGUGUGGGGGAGUCCUCACCGGCCUGUCAGGCAUCAUAUCCAGUCCGGGGUACCCAGUGGAAUACAGCAAUAACGCUGACUGCUCGUGGACCGUGCACGUGUCAAACCGCACAGUAGUCAGCCUGGUCUUCUUGGACUUCCAGCUAGAGAACAACGAGGGGUGCAACUUCGACUAUGUGGCCCUCUUUGACGGGCCCACUGUCACCCACAGGCACCUGGGGAACUACUGUGGAAGCAACAGACCCCCCAACACCAUCACAACCUCCAACCAGCUGCUUGUGGUCUUCAAAUCUGACUUUAACAUCGGAGGGAGGGGAUUCAAGGCCUAUUACUACUCAGGGGAAUGCCAGCAGGUCUUCACAGCCAUAAGGGGGAAUUUCACCAGCCCACACUAUCCCAACGUCUACCCCAACAACAUAAACUGCCACUGGACCAUCACCUUGGCAGCAGGCUACAGGGUCAAGCUCUUCUUCACCAGCAUGGAGCUGGAGGACCGCAACAGCCUAACAGAUGAGUGUGACUAUGACUCCGUUGCAGUGCAUGAUGGGAGCAGCGAGUCUGACUCGCUACUGGGGCGAUGGUGCGGGUCAGAGGAGCCCCCUUCCCUGCUUUCCAAAGCUAACAAGCUUCUGGUCAUCCUCAACACCGACCGCAACUUUGCCUACAAGGGCUUCUCUGUGUCUUACACCGGCGUGGUCCCUGUUAAUGUCAGCUGCACCAGGACUGAAUUUCAGAUCCAGAUUUCCCAGCAGUCUUUACCUCAGCUGGAGCGUGAGAGCGUGUAUUUGGGGAACCCCUCCUGCUCCGCCCAGAUGACCCCCACAGGAUACAAGAUCCUGGCCCGUUUUGUCAACUGUGGUACCGCGGGGCAGAAGCGGCGGAACAUCACGGUGCUGGUGAACACCCUCUACAUCGACUUCUCGAACGGGAAGCAGCAGAACGUUGAGGAGUACGAGGUGCAGUGCGACGCCCAGCGGAAGGUGGCCUCCGUCAGCAUCGUCACCGUGGAGGAGCGGAACAGGCUGAACGAGCUGGCCCGCCGCGCGGAGGAGGCCAGCAGCGGGAGCGGCGAGGAGGAAGGCUCCGAGCCCCACGACACCAGCGACAUCGUCUUCAUCAGCAUCUGCGUCCUGGCCGUCAUCCUCAUGGUCAUCGCCAUCGUGUGGCUGGUGCUCCUCUGAGCCCCACCUAGA
Molecule: messenger RNA, 2230 nt
Organism: Megalops cyprinoides (Indo-Pacific tarpon)
Lineage: Eukaryota; Metazoa; Chordata; Actinopteri; Elopiformes; Megalopidae
Gene: cdcp2
Product: CUB domain containing protein 2
Exons: 6
Coding region: 620-2218 (532 amino acids)
Source: RefSeq, a predicted model, not a curated record